This is a messenger RNA of Trichogramma pretiosum, 2244 nucleotides long. RefSeq lists its product as uncharacterized. Bases 431 to 2155 code for a protein of 574 amino acids. The record is from RefSeq and is a predicted model, not a curated record. The transcript is spliced from 8 exons. NCBI's taxonomy places the organism in Eukaryota, Metazoa, Arthropoda, Insecta, Hymenoptera, Trichogrammatidae.
UCGCCCAAUCGCAGUACCCGCUGCGUCCGUUCAAAUGUAAUUGAAAAGAAUACGUUGUAAUGUUUAGUUGUCUGCAUUGACAAUGUGAGUGAUCAAUUUUUUUAAAAUUCUACAAAAGAAUGACCGACUACUCAUUGAUUUGCAAGUAAAAGUGCAUUCCGUAUAAAAAAAAAUUACUUGUUUGUUCUGGGAUACUCACGGUGGUGCAAAAAUUUGUUAAGGGUGUCGCUCUUUAUGCUUUCAUGCCGGUGUGUGGAGGUGGUUGCAGUUUACUUUAGCAGGCUAUAUUAUUUAUUUGUUUGAAUUUCUAUUUAUUUUUACUAUUGUUUACGUUGACUUUCCGAAUACACGAGUAUAGCUCGGAAAGUUUCAUUUCCAUCUUGGUCAUAUGUUGGGCUGCUGAAAAAUAGAUUAUAAGGAAUGACAGAUUAUGGCAGACUUAGCUGAUUUUGAUGCUUGGUUAAAAGAGCUUCACUGUCCUGAAUCACACACAUCAGAUCAUGUCAAGAGAAGUUUACACAAAGGCGUACUAGGCUUAAUAUGGGAUGAUUUACCACAAAUUAUACGACCAUUGUCUGAAGUAACUGAAGUUAGAAAAAAUAUUUUACUUUACAAAUUGAAACAUGAACCAAAAGAUCCUCUCAUUCAAUGUGUCAGGAACACAGUUAAUCUCAAAGCAGAAAGAGCAAGGUUCGAUGCUAAAAUAAAAAAUGCAGAAAAAAGAUGGCACAAACAAGAACUUAUCUGCAGGCAGAAAGCCAACUUAUUGGAAAAGAAAAAAGCUGAGAAGAAAUCACACCAGUUGAAAAAAAAUGUUAUCAAAAUUAAGAAUGAACAAAUGUUGGAUCAAAUUCAAGACUGCGCAAAAAUGCAAGAAAUAUGCCAAAAUUUAAUGCCUCCUACAGUAACUGAAAUACCUCAACAAACGAUAAUGGAUUGUCUUUCACUUGUUAGCAACUAUUUUGGAGGGCCUGAAAAGCGCAAAGUUUGGAAUAGGAUUGCAGAAUCUCUGUGUCCUGUUAAAGUACAAGUAUUAUGGAAUGCUUUGCUACAAGCUAGAUCAUAUUAUACAGAUUUUCUUAUUCAUUUGGAUCUAGAAGAAAAUCAAAGUAGUUCAAGUAAACCAAAAUCUAAUAUAGAUGUUGGGAUUGCUAAAAUAUGGAGUGAACAUCUUGACAGUGUAUCAAAACGUUUUAUUUAUAAUGGCAGAAUGAAGAAUAAUGAAGUUAAAACAAUGGAGUAUGUUCAAAAAAUUGAAGAAGUAAUAGAAAAACAACGCCCAGAGUUAAUGGAUUGGUUACCUUUGGCCUUGGAAGUAAAAAAAUUGGAAGUUUUACAAACAGAAUUGCAAAAAGAAUUAGAAAGCACAGAAGAUUUACCCAAGGAUAAUAUGUUAGCAGAUGACGUUCUAGCACAAUUAAUCAUGGAAAUUAAAACUAUGGAUAGUAAAAUUUACGACUGUGUUCAAGAAAUUCAGAAUGCUUUUGGUGUUCUCAAAACCGCUGGCACGGUAAUUUCAAAAACAAGGGAAUCUCUUCACUACGAAAUGGAAAAAUUCCAAUUACUCCAAACAAGGGAGGAAACCAGCAGAUGGUCCGACGUAGAAACCGAAUUAAUGAUUUUCCAUAACGAUGUAGAAAUGGAAGCUCUGCGGAAAAUUAUGUUGAAAGGUGAUAUUGGUUCUUAUAAGCACCUGCGUACGUGCUACAAUCAAGCAACGACGAAGAUUAAAUUUACAAACAGAAGCGACAUAAUAUCAAGUUUUCCUAUGUUACACAUGCCAAUCUAUUAUCUUGUUGAUUUUUAUAAAACUUACAUGGCAAAUAAAACAUUGACCAAACGCAUGAAUGAAGAAAUUACGCCGAUUCAAAGUGAUAGUUGGCAACCAUUAGUUGAAUCACCAACAGUUACUGUAGAUUCAGUGCAAGGACUUUUUGAAUUAUUGCGUUUAGCAAGUGUAGCGAAUGAAAGAACUAAAGAACACAGCGAAGAAUUUGAGCGUGUUUCGAAAGCUUGGUCUAACCAGUCUUUACGUGAAGUAGCUUCCAAACUAUUUAGUGAUAAAACUGUUCACGGAGCCACACUCGACGAGUGGCAGAAACGUUUCGCAGGAAUUGUUUAUGUUUUACAAAAGUCUAACGUAAACGUGGCGUAAUUUAGAUGUUUAUGUGAAUUGUUUUUAACUUAAUAUUAAGGAAAAAUAGAUUAUAACAAUAUGUAUAUAAAUAAGCUAUAGAGAAUGUU